Molecule: messenger RNA, 2247 nt
Organism: Hermetia illucens (black soldier fly)
Lineage: Eukaryota; Metazoa; Arthropoda; Insecta; Diptera; Stratiomyidae
Gene: Cnb
Product: centrobin
Exons: 7
Coding region: 77-2065 (662 amino acids)
Biological process (GO): regulation of cilium assembly; centriole replication; mitotic cytokinetic process
Cellular component (GO): centriole; centrosome
Source: RefSeq, a predicted model, not a curated record
GAAGCUUUUUGACAGCAGUUUAAAAUGUUUUGUGAUGUCGCGUAAACAUGCGGAAUUUUCAUAAUUUCUGAAUGUAAUGAGUGAUUCAGAUGAUACAGACGUCUUACUGCUGAUUCCACCCAACUUUUUAUUAAUUGAUGGAAAUUCUAGUGAGAAGUUAGACAGUCGAUCUGGCAAAUCUACACCCAAACUACCUUUCAUGUCAAGCCCGUCUGAACUGGAAAGUAUAAAUGCUCGUCUGGCACAGAUUGAACGCGAGUUCCCCGCCAGCUCGGACAUUUCAUCAAUCUCCCAUUGUACCGUACAAACGCGGGAUGACCAGAGGUGCCGGGGAACUAUGCCAUUCAGAAGUAAGUCGCCGAGAGACUUUGUUCAUUCCACUCCAAAAUGCGACGACAACUUCAAUCCGGGGGGCAAUUGUAACGGGGUACUGCAGGAAAUAGAUACUUUCCUGAAUAAGAAGUCUCAAGACUAUACGAACCCAUAUAGAAGCUCACUUGGAACUACCGUUCGACUAUCCGAAUGGGAGAAACAACAACCCAGCGAGAAGGAACCCUUGAUCAGCCUAAGUGAAAUCUGGGGUAAGGAUGACAAUGUCCACCACGUCACACUGGCGGAGGAAACGCUACGGAGAAAGCAUUGUGAGCGGACAAUACAAGCGCUGCAAGCCAAACUGCUCGAGUAUCAACAAAAGAUAGCAGUUGCCAUCGAGGUUGACAAGAAAAAGGAUGAUUUGAUCCAGAAACAUUUGGAAGAGAAUCUCAAUCUAAAGUCUCAAUUCCAAAAAAUAUCCAGCGACAUCAAAAACUUCGAGGCUAGGCAACUAGAUCGCAUACAAGAAUUGGAAUCAGAGAACUCAGCACUGAAGUCGCAGAAAGAAGUCCUCAACAAAGACAUGGCGAGUUUUCGGCAUCUUAUCAGCGAUCUAGAAGACAAAAAUCAGGUUCUUGAAGUCAAGUUAUCACAGCUUAUGCGGGCUUCGAACGAAACCGCAGAUAUCUACAAGAAACAAAUCGCCGACUUGGAAGUGCGCAUUUCGAACGGUCACAAUAGUAGAGGUCAAUUGGAAGAGCAGCUCGCCGCCCUGAAAUCCAAACUGAUUGAAACAGAAGCAGCAUCCGCCAAAGCCACAAAAGACCGGGAUUUGAAUGCCCACCAAUUAGAGUUAUGCCAAGAAGAAGUGAAGCUCCUGCAGCAACAGAAACGCGACGCCAUUGAGAAAUACCGGGAUGAAAAAUGUCGAGCGGACACCUUAUACAAUGAGAAGAAGCUUUUGGAUGAUAAUCUGCAAGAGUUAAGGCGGAAAGAAACUAAUGUUCUGAAAGAGCUCGAGUCGCAGAGAAUUUCUCUGAAGUCCUACUAUCAACAGCAACUUGAGCAAGUUGUUUCGCAAAAACUCGCCGAGUUCCAAACGCAGUUGGACGCAGUUGAAGGAAACGUUCGCACUGAAGCGAAAGAACGGGAAAAACUUCUCGCAGAACGCGCCAUUAAACAGAUUGAAAUGAUCAACACAAAAAAUGAACAGGAAAUUGAACUGCUCCAAGAAAAACAUCGCGAAGAGGUCGAACUGUAUCGAAUUCAGCUUUCGAACGCAACGAAAACAAUUGAAGAAUUGCAGGGAAAGCUGGACGCGUUUCGGUCAAAGCGAGCGGAUAUCGCCAGCAAACUCCAUACCAUAAUGGAGUCUCAAUGGCAAAAGGCAUUAGAAGUUCUCACAAGUCCAAACUCUGUAGAAAAGCAGAACGACUUGACAGCUGACCGAGUAAACCAAACCAAAGUCGAUGGUGUAGAGUUGAGCACGACCGCGAGACACGAUAAUCCGGAAAACGAGUCGUUCGAGACACCAACAUCAAGCCGAAAUCGGAAGCUAAGGGACAAGCGCACUGAGGAACGGUUGCAGGCGUAUAUACAGUUGCUCUUGAAUAAGUCACCAAGGGAUUUAGACAAUUUAGAUGAAUUACUUCGUGUUACUAAGCUACCAAACGAAUCAACACACCAAGAAAGUUAUAAAAAUGAAACUAGUUCGCACAAAGUUCGACGUGAUCAAAAACCUCCUUGGAAGUAGGAUUAAAAACCAAAUACGCACAGUAACCUAAUGUCUAGUGUACAAAAUGAAGUCAAUAUUCGAUAAUUAACUUAAGCGAAAUUUUUAUAUUGAAUUAUAUGAAAGAAGAUAUUAUUGUAAACAUUUUUUGAGUGACGGUGCGUUUUAGCUCUGCGCUUGGAAUAAAUUCUGAUGUACAAGUA